AUGAAGGGUAACUAUGAUUCCUUUAGUAAAGACAAUUCCGACGGAGAAAAAUGGAAGCAUAAAACUCCCAGUGAGAAAAAGAAGAUGAUGAUUAAAUACAUGAGCACAGUCGAGGCAGGCAUGAAGGAGGAAGAAGUUAAUUCGUUACAUGAAGUAAAAUCGGAUGAUGACAUUUCUGAUGGGGCUGGGGAUGAAGUAGAAGACGGAAGUUAUGUAGACAGUGAGGAUCAGAUCAUUUUAAUGGACGAAGAUGUGGCGAUUUCGGGCGACACAGGAGGCGAUUCCUCCAACAAUGAAUCACCAUGCGAUAAGAAUGACGAUUAUUCGAUGGAAGAAACUGGCCCGGGGAGUGCAGGCAGGAAUCACCUUAGUUCAGGGCCCAAGAACAGCAAAAUGCACUACCUCAUGGCCGCAGUGAUACAGAUGUUGACCACUCGAGUGGAGAUCACGGGGAUGUGCUUCAAGAAGGGAGAAGCGCUGAUGGUAGCAAAGGGGAAGGGAAGGACAACCGGGGGCACCUACCUCAACUUAGACAGAGAUAACCCACACAAGUCAGGUGAAGAGGGUGACGAGGCCCCCGUUGACACAAAGGACAAUGUUACUAACAUAGAACAAAUGCACAUGAACGAAAAGAAAAAUGCCCUCUUCGAUGUCGAAAUUAAGAAUAUAAAUGAUUGGAAGUCCAAAUAUAGACACUUGACAUCAUCCUUCCGUAAAUUGGAGAAGGAAAUGAAUAGAACCAUCAACAGUGAACACAUGGAGCAAAUAACGAGACGAAGCAUUAAGCAGCACAAGGAUUUCCUAGACAACGAGUAUAAGGAGUGGCUGUCCGUUUUGCUGAAGACCGUUUCGGAGUUCAAAAAAAAUAUUGGGGCUCAUGUUUCCGAGCUGAACGAAAAGGAGUACCUAAUAUUGUCCAAAAAUAUCUUCGAAGAUUUCCGGGAGAAAUACUUGGAAGAGAUCCAACUAAACAUGGUCCUCUAUUUGACCGUGACCAAGCACGAUAUACCAGUUGACGAGCAUGUUGGGAAGUACCUCCACGCGUGUUACGAAUCGGUGAACACGGACAAGACGCUGCACAGCACCAUACAGAAGUUGCUGGAAGUGAAUGCGCAGAUUAGGGACAUAGGCGGGAGAACGGGCACCUGGGAUGACGACGAGCACAACUACUUUAUGAAGGUUUACGAGAGCAACGCGAAUUUGGGAGAUAAGGUAGUUGUCUUUGGCAUGCUGAAAAGCUGCAUGAACAGAUCGGAGGAAGAAAUUAUUCAGCACGUGUCUUGGUACAAGCAGUUUAUCCAGUACAACAACUUAAGGAACAGGUGUCUGAACAGCAUCAGCAUCGUCAAUGUGAAUGAGCAGCGCAAGAACGACUCCAAAGUUGAGGAGAAAAAGUACAUGAUACAGAAAUGGAAGGAGAAAAAACAGCAAGAGUGGGCGAUCAAGAUGAAGGAACUGCAACAGAUGAAAAAGGAGGAAAUGAAGAUAAACAAAAUAAUUCGCGAGAACAUCAAAAAGAAAAAGCAAAUGAUACAGGAGCAGCUGAACAGCAAGAAGGAGGGAAUGAAGAAAAACAAAAUGGAAAAGCAGCAGAGGAGCGUCCUGUCUGAGGAAUCGUUGCAGAGGAUUAAUGAGCGGAAUGAACGCAUUUUACAAAAGAAGGUGCAAUCGAAUUUGACCCUUAACGAGGAGACCAACGAGCGGGAAAAGAAAACAACCAAGCAGAAGUAUAUGCACAUCCAGAGCAAGCUACUGAGCAACACAGGUAGCGCUGGGACGGCCAUAGCCCUGAUCGAUUAUUUUAUUCUCCACCUGUUUGGUCUAUUAUGCCUCGUUAUUUUCCCGUUAUGCAUUUUUGUGACUCUACCCGGGCCCCUUGAACAAUUUUGA
Messenger RNA from Plasmodium inui San Antonio 1, 1890 nucleotides. RefSeq lists its product as hypothetical. The coding region runs from base 1 to 1890 and encodes 629 amino acids. The transcript has 18 exons. The record is from RefSeq and is a predicted model, not a curated record. Lineage: Eukaryota; Apicomplexa; Aconoidasida; Haemosporida; Plasmodiidae.